Macrobrachium nipponense is the source of this 1940-nucleotide messenger RNA. RefSeq names its product arylsulfatase A-like. Gene Ontology annotation, molecular function: arylsulfatase activity. The record is from RefSeq and is a predicted model, not a curated record. Bases 199 to 1875 code for a protein of 558 amino acids. NCBI's taxonomy places the organism in Eukaryota, Metazoa, Arthropoda, Malacostraca, Decapoda, Palaemonidae. The transcript is spliced from 12 exons.
UAUGAUAUGUAUAUGCAAUGACAUCGUGAGAAAAUAAAUGCCCUUGAAAAGAUGUACUAAACUGGCCCUGGUGCACUGAGGCACCGGCCGUUUUAUCAAUUUUCUCACAGCGUCCAUUGACGCUAAUCCACUCAGUCAGUUUCUAGACCCCGUGAGAAUCGACUUCGCCUUCGUGACCGGCCACCGUGCAAAGUGGACAUGAUUCCGCUCUCACUGACGAUUUCACUGGUUGUGACAGCACUGUUUUGUGCUGUGCCCUCCACAUUCUCCCUGAGUCUUGAAGACCCAGAAGGAGAAAAGGAGGAAACAAAGCCUCUACCUUCGUCGGAUACAACAUAUGACAAAAUCAAGGACUACAAAAAGAAUCUGUCUCAGCGCCCGAAUAUUGUUUUGAUAUUCGCCGAUGACUUAGGUUUCGCCGAUCUCGGCUUUUCGGGCCACCCCAAUUCUAGGACGCCAACCAUAGACCAACUGGCCAGCAAUGGAAGAUUUUUUACCAAUUUCUACGUCUCUAGCCCCAUCUGCAGCCCAUCAAGGGCCUCUCUACUGACGGGGCGGCUGCAGGUCCGGAGUGGAGUGUAUCCGGGAACCUUCACCCCUGAUAGCACCCUGGGUCUCCCGCGAAACGAAACUACCAUCGCUCAGCUACUAAGUGACAAAGGCUACAACACGAUGAUCGUCGGCAAAUGGCACUUGGGCGUCGGCGUUUCGAAAGAGUACCUGCCCACUCACUUCGGGUUCGACGGGUACUACGGGAUACCUUACUCCCACGACAUGUGCCCAUGUCGCACCUGUUUCCCAGAAGACGGUCCGUGUUACGAUCUGUGUUGGCAACAGGAUGUCUCCUGUCCGCUCUUCAACAAUACGGACAUCAUCGAACAGCCAGCUGACCUCACUACGUUGACCGAACGAUACGUAAACAGAGCUCUGUCUUUCAUCGACAAUGCAGUUGCUCAGAAAACUCCAUUUUUCCUCUAUCUUCCCUUCCAUCAGGUUCAUCACCCUCAAUUUGCUUCAAAGAAAUUCCACAACAAGAGUCAGCGAGGGAGAAUUGGCGAUGCCCUCCUAGAGCUUGACUGGGCUGUCCAAGAAAUAGCGACUCGCCUUCAAAACUUGGGUCUUCUUUCUUCAACCCUGAUAUGGUUUAGUUCCGAUAACGGACCAAGCUUGACACGUCAUGAGAGAGGCGGCUGCGCCGGUCUGCUGAGGUGUGGAAAAGGCACCACCUGGGAAGGAGGCGUUCGAGUGCCAACGUUCGUUCACUGGCCAGACUACGUCAAACCAGGGCGAACAAGUGCCUUGGCAUCGACUUUUGACGUACUUCCAACCAUCGCGAAGAUGACAGGAAUUGACACAUCCAACCUUACUCUGGAUGGCAUCGAUAUUUCUUCCCUUCUGUGGGACCCACAAGCAACAAGCCCUCGUGAAUUCGUUCCUAUUUACCCUGAAACUCCAGAGAGAUCUUUGGGACCCUUUGCUGUAAGGAACGAUCGAUACAAAGCUCAUUUCUAUACCAAAGGUUCAGAUUUAUCUGAUGCCAGUAACUAUGAUCCAAUGUGCCCUGGUAGCCAUCAGCUGACUCUUCACGACCCUCCUUUGUUAUUUGACAUGCAAGUUGAUCCAGGAGAACGCUACGACCUUGGAAAAGAUCCAGACUAUAAAAAUGUCAUCGAUUUGCUCGUAGCAUGGCGUAAAGAGCACAUGGCAAAUAUGACGUGGAUAGAAGCGCGGACUCAAACCAUUGACGAAAGGUCUCAGCCAUGCUGCACUGACAACAAAUGCAAUCCUUUCCCAGGAUGUUGCGAUUGUCCUACCAACUACCAUCUCAACCACAUAUUCGGUUACAACUUUCAAACAAUACUACCAAUAGAUUAAACUAACAAGUUCUAAAAUUCAUUUAUGAGACAAAGACAGAAGAGGAAUAGAUUACUUUUGUCUCG